GUCUGCGGACUAUAAAAGCUCCUGGCCCUCCCGGCAGCUCACGCUGCUGACUAUCGCCCAGCAGGACUCCGCCAUGGCUGCUAAAAAAUCUCCCGAGGAACUCAAGAGGAUUUUUGAAAAAUAUGCGGCCAAAGAAGGUGACCCGGACCAGCUGUCCAAGGAGGAGCUGAAGCUGCUGGUCCAGGCUGAAUUCCCCAGUCUGCUCAAGGGCCAAAGCACCUUAGAUAAUCUCUUCAAAGAACUGGACAAGAAUGGUGACGGAGAAGUCAGUUUCCAAGAAUUCCAAGUGUUCGUAACAAAGAUCUCCCAGUAAAGAUGGAUCCAACGAGCAGGCCAGGGACUUCGUGCAGCUUCUGUAGAAGCCACACUGCCUCCGGCUGAGUUCCUUACAAUCGGAUGACCCGGUCCUGUUUCCGUCAAUAAAGAACUUCCCAGACAGACACCGCUGUCCUUGUUGGGUAUUGACUGACAAAUUCAGCGGAU
Messenger RNA from Fukomys damarensis (Damara mole-rat), 483 nucleotides. RefSeq names its product S100 calcium binding protein G (gene S100g). The transcript is spliced from 3 exons. NCBI's taxonomy places the organism in Eukaryota, Metazoa, Chordata, Mammalia, Rodentia, Bathyergidae. Gene Ontology annotation, cellular component: cytoplasm. The coding region runs from base 74 to 313 and encodes 79 amino acids. Gene Ontology annotation, molecular function: transition metal ion binding; calcium ion binding. The record is from RefSeq and is a predicted model, not a curated record.